Molecule: messenger RNA, 1077 nt
Organism: Exserohilum turcica Et28A
Lineage: Eukaryota; Fungi; Ascomycota; Dothideomycetes; Pleosporales; Pleosporaceae
Exons: 3
Coding region: 1-1077 (358 amino acids)
Molecular function (GO): oxidoreductase activity, acting on NAD(P)H
Source: RefSeq, a predicted model, not a curated record
AUGUCGACACACUCUGCCGUUGCAACUGUGGGCCUCAAGUGCCCUCUUGCUAUUAUCCGAGUACCUACCGUCGCUCCGACUGGACAGCAAGUUCGUGUUCGGGUUGAGUGGACUGCGUCGACGCCGCUCGACUUGCACCUAAACGACGGCGGUCUGCUCGUUCAGCAUCCCCAGGUACUUGGAGACAGUACUGCUGGCACUGUUGUGCAGGUUGGACCAGAUACGAAACGGUUGAGUGUUGGUGAUAAAGUCUUUGGCUUUACCUGGAGAACUCAGGCGGAAAAGUCGCACCAGGAAUUUUGUACUGCGGAUGAGUGGCAGUUUGCAAGGCUGCCACGAGGCUUCACCCUUGAGGAGGCUGUCACGUUGCCAAACAACUUUGUGACAGUCUUCCAUGCCCUCACCAAGGACCUCGGCCUCGAGACCCCAUGGCCGAAGCCUGUGGACUACCUGCCACCGCGCGCUGAUGACGCAAUACUCAUCUGGGGUGGUUCUUCAUCAGUAGGGCAGUUUGCAAUCCAGAUUCUCAGAUAUUACGGAUAUAAGAACAUCCUUACGACGGCAUCGCAAAAGCAUCAUGAGAAGCUGCGAAGCUUCGGUGCAAAGGAAGUUUUGGAUUACAAUGAUGCGGGUGUAGUUGCAUCGAUUCGAGCCAGGGCAGGCCAUGUUCCGCUUAUAUUGGAUUGCAUUGGCAGCAAAAACGGUAGUAUCGCGCCCAUUGCCCGAAUUGCCAAGAGAGGCACAAAAGUCGCCGUCCUGUUACCCGUCGUUGUGCGCGACUCGAGCGAAACCGAGGAUCCAGUGUAUGAGAUGGACGUGUCAAGGGCGGCUACCUGGGAUGAUGGAGUUGAUUGUAGGGGUGUAAGAACACACUUUUACCACGAUAACGAUUUCUUCAAGCAGCACCUGCAACCAGAUAUCAUGCCUGCCCUUCUCCAGAACGGCGUUGUCACGCCGCAAAGGCAGAAAAUUGUGCAAGGCACAACCCUUCUGGAGCGCGCGCAAAAGGCAAUGGAUAUGUUAAGGCGGAAGGAGGCGAGCAUGGAGCGCCUCGUGUGGCGGGUAAGCGAAGACUAA